UCCAUCGCCACCGUCAAGCGCUCUGCAGCGAGCAGGAAUGCUGGACUGAUGCUGCUGAUAUUUUUGUCAACGAUACUUCCGCUAAUCUAUGCUCAAGACUACGACGUGACGGACAUUCAGUGCUCCUUCGCGUCGCAAGGCUCGAGUGUGGGCGACACGAUCACGGCUCACCUGAAGAAGCCCAUGGGCUUCAAAGGCACACCACUUUUCGCUGACGAUCGCAGCAUCAACCCGGAGAACGAUGUGAAUUGCAUUAUCAAGCCAGACCUCAACGAUGCGUCCGAGCUUGGCUACAUGCUGAAGAUCCUGGAUUUCUCGCGCUGCGGCGUUCUCAGGCGCAACGGCUUCGUCCACGUGCGGAUAUGGUUCCCACAGUUCCCGGGUGUCGUGAUGCAAUCGGACCAAGAGUUGAUCAUCAUGUGCAAACCACCAGAACCAACGGUGAUCCAGAACAAGGCGGCCGGCUUCGCUGGGAGUUUUCCACAUGGAGCUAGAGUGUCUGGAGUGGUUGAAGAGACUCCAGGGAGGCUGGAAUAUGAGGUGGCGCUGUACAAGGAAGCUCCGCCCGUGGCGAGGAUCAGCGCUGCUCAUCUGAAGAACUCCUCCUUGGGCAAUCCAGUGACCAACAACGAAGUGCCCGUGGAUCAAGCGGUGCCCAUUGGUACAAAACUACAGCUCAGAGCACGGAUCAGCGCGCAGAGUGUGUGGAAGUACGUGAAGCUGAUGGAAGUGACGGUUUCGCCUGAUCCGGACGAUCCUCAUGCGAUCGGAUCCGUGGCUCUUGUGCGCGAAGGAUGCCGCAACAGAGACUUUGCCUCGAUCAUCCCUCAUCAACCUGCUCGCUACAGAGAACGCUCGAAUGAGGUAUUCCUGGACUUUGAGGCCUUCCUUCUGAGCUCCAUGAAGGAGAGAAGCACUCUCUGGAUCCAUUCCCAAAUCAAGGCUUGCAUGGAGGCUGCCGAUUGUCAGCCAGACUUCUGCCUUGAUCUCUUUGAACCAUCAGGUGAAGGACAAUCUUUUCCUAAUCCAGAUCUUUGUGAGACUGAAUGUUCUGUGUUUGCAGGCCAUGGAAGGAAGAGGAGAGCGAUCUCUGACAAGAAUGCCACCGAGUUCACCAAGUUUAAGGAGAACAUCGAGUAUACAGUGAUCAUGCCUGGAGAUUAUGAGAGUCUGAAAUCCAAUCAAUCCGAUCAAUGCAGGAGUUUUCUGUUCAUUUCGGCGCUCUUAUCCUUCCUUUUGGCGCUCUCAACGGUCAUUACCUGCGUUGCAGUUUUCAAGCUUCAAAACGGCAGGAAACACAUCGAGCAGUACAUGACGGGUCACAAAGGAUACGCCGGACGAGCGAUUGUGCAAUAGUUUCUAAGGAUGAUUUCUAUAUUGGGGACUGUAAAUUUCUAAUAAGAAUCUCUGAUCAUGAGUCUUUAAAUUUCGCACACUGCAAGGAAGUUUGGCUCUCGUUUUUCCACUUCUCUUGCCGGGUUCGAUCAGAAAUUCCUAUUGGAAUAGAAAAUAAUUCAUUUGAUACAGUAAUUUAUAUUUACAUCUAUUUAUUUGUAGUAUUAUAAGUGUGAGAAAAUGCCUCGCGCGAUUUCUUUUGACCAAUGAAGUGUAGUUAUAGGGAAUUUUUUGUAAGGAAUGAGUAAAAUAAAAGUUCACAUAGAACAUCAAAUAAAG
Phlebotomus argentipes is the source of this 1674-nucleotide messenger RNA. RefSeq lists its product as uncharacterized. The record is from RefSeq and is a predicted model, not a curated record. Bases 49 to 1356 code for a protein of 435 amino acids. The transcript is spliced from 5 exons. NCBI's taxonomy places the organism in Eukaryota, Metazoa, Arthropoda, Insecta, Diptera, Psychodidae.